Molecule: messenger RNA, 576 nt
Organism: Prunus armeniaca (apricot)
Lineage: Eukaryota; Viridiplantae; Streptophyta; Magnoliopsida; Rosales; Rosaceae
Source: the annotation of a GenBank genome assembly
AUGGCGACAAUGCCACCAUCGUCUCUGCAACUCUCGAACCCAUUCCCACUUGCGUCUACAUCAACAAAAUCCCACGCUCCCAAACCCCUCCUUUCCUUCACCACCCGAGCCACCGACUCCGAAACACCGCCCUCAGAGCCCUCGUCCGAAUCUGGGUCCGACCCGGAUGACUUCGACAGCAAGCUGAGCCAAGUCCGACUCCGCUACCGCAGCGGAACCGGCAAGAAAGCGGAGCUCCGGAAGACCAAGAAGUCGAAAAGCGGGUCCGGAUCCUCAUCCGGGUCCAACUUGUACCUUCCACCGGUUCCGCUUAAGGAGCCGGCGUCGGGCGGGUUGAAGGUGGAUUUCGGGUUCAGUCCGUACAGCGAAAGGGUGAACGGUCGAAUCGCGACUCUGGGGUUAACGGCGUUACUGCUGGUGGAGCUGGCGACGGGGAAGAGUGUGCUGAAAUAUCAUACGCCGUCAGUUGUGCUGAUUCAGGUGUAUUUCGUGGCGGCGGUUGCAGCUGUCUAUAUAAAGUAUGAGAAGGAGAAGGUCAGUGUGUGGCCUCAGUCCUCUCCGCCGCCCAAAGAUUGA